AUGAAACCACUUAAUGACUAUCUUUCUCAAGAUUUAUAUUAUGAUGUAUCCAAUCCAAAAUUUCUAAGAGCAUUACAGCUCGGUGAGUUGACUGGUAUUAAGAAUAUCCUAACCUCAUGUCUGGUACUUACCAAUCCAACGCUGAUCGAGUUGCCAAACAUAUUACCUGAUUCUGAUCACAAAUCAACGAUCGAUCAAUGUGUCAUAUAUCUGCUUAAGGAAAAACUUUUUAACAAUGUCUUAACGUUUGGUUAUUCCAUUGCUAAGAAUGAACACGUUAAUACUAUACUACACUGUACAUCAACCAAUUUAAACAUAACAAAAUUAAAGGGUACUGUAUGGAGACAAUUACAUGAACUCAUUGGUACUAAAAAGUUCAUUUUUAUUCUGAUCAAUUGUAGUGUAUUUGAAUACAAUGGACAGACGUUAACUCAAAUAAUUGGUAACAGACUAAAUUUACCGAAUUCGCCACCCCUAUGGUACACAAGAAAUAAAAAGGCUACGAAUUCUACCAUAACUGUGAAUACCAAAAUUAGUAACGAACCCUUUUUACAUAAGACAGAAACAGGUCAAUUCAAAUUCUUUCACAUUCUUCCCAAGAAAAGUGAGAUUAAUGAACUAUAUACUUCCAUGUUCCAGUAUAUGACAGCAAGAAUUAAGAAAACGCAGAAGCAAAGAAUAAUGCUCAACUUGAGAAAAUUGCUGAUAAAUCAUUCUAGAAAAGUAAAGUAUCUAAAGAUUUUUGAUACCAUUUGCCCCGAUGUCCAACAUCCAAGUACAAUCUCUCAUUUGGAAUCGAAAGUACCUGUUUCGCAAGUGAUAAGAUUUAUUAUUGUUAUCUUGGAAAAACUAAUCCCAAUUGAACUUUUCGGAUCAAAGAGAAAUAAGGGCAAGAUAUUCUCCAAAAUUGCAACUUUAUUAAAAUUACCAUUAAAUGGAACUAUUCCAUUUGGAAAAAUAACUUCGAAAUUGAAAAUUAAAGAGUUCCAAUGGCUUCAUACGCCUGAUUCUCAUUUCAACAAAAAUAGUUUCCAACUUUCGACAGAGAUCAUGCGAUGCAUCAUAUUCUGGCUGUUUCAAUCUUUGAUACCGAAAAUCUUAUCGUGCUUUUUUUAUUGCACUGAAAUUUCAUCUACAAUCGAUGUCAUUUUCUUUAGACAGGAUAGUUGGAUUAGAAUAUCAACACCGUUUCUUACAUCUUAUUUUGAAAACUAUUUAUUGGAAAAUUCAGCCUGUAGGAACCAUAAUAGUUAUACUCUAUCAGAUUUCAAUCACAGUAAACUCAGAUUAGUCCCCAAAAAAGCAGCGGGGGAAUUCAGAGUCAUUGCCGUUCCAUGUAAAGGAGCUGAUGAAGAAGAAGUGAACGUCUAUAAGGACAAUAUGAAAUCUGUAAUUGGACCGGUUAAGGCAAUACUGGAAUAUUUACGAAAGAAAAGACCAACAAAAUUCAAAAAACUAUAUUCAACCACACAAAUAUCACAUUAUGUACGUGAUUUUAAACAACAGCUUCUUAAAAAAUACACAGAACUUCCUAAACUAUAUUUUAUGAAAUUCGAUAUCGCAUCCUGUUAUGACUCUAUUCCCAGAAAGAAGGCAAUGAAUGUGAUUAAUAGGGCAUUGACAGAUGAAGAGGGGUUUUUUGUUCGUUCCCAAUCUUUUUUCAACCAUAAAACAAAAACUUUUAAAGUGAAAAACAUAGUAAAUGGAAGUAGGUACCCGAAAUCAGACGAGAUUUACAUAGAUAACGUUAGAACAGCGCAUUUAUCAACAGAGGAUGUUACUAAUGUUUUGGAGAUGGAAUUAUUCAGGACCGCUCUAUGGGUUGGUAAUCAAUGCUACUUACGAAAAGAUGGUCUUUUCCAAGGCUCUAGUCUAUCAGCUCCCAUUGUCGAUUUGGUUUAUGAUGAUUUACUAGAAUAUUAUGAGGAAUUUCAGGAUAUUGAAAAUGAAGACAGUCUUAUUUUGCGACUUGCCGAUGAUUUUUUUGUCAUUUCCACAAGUCAAAGGCAAAUUAUAGACAUAAAAAAUCUGACACUAAGCGGAUUUAAAGAAUAUAAUGCCACUGUAAAGAAACAAAAGAUAAUCACUGCGAGUUCACAAUCAGAUAAUGUCAAAGUCAUUCAAUUUUGUGCUGUAAAUAUUUUUGUUGAGAAAUUAGAAGUUUGGAAGGAAUCAGAAUCGUUAAAUAUACCAAAUAUAACAAGUUUGUCAUCAAACAAAAUUUUGUGGAGGUUAUCUACAUUAUUCGAAUCAAGAUUAUCUUAUGGUACGUUGGAUCAUGAUCUGAAUUCGCUGGAAACAAUUAUAAACCAGAUUAAUUACAUAACCAUCAAUAUUGCGGAGACAUUUCUCAAAGCAUUUAGUGAGAACGAAAUCGACACCAAAAUGUUUAUGAAAUUUAUGGAAGAGUUACUGACUUCUGCACUUGGUUCAUGUUCAUACAUUGACGAUGAUGACACCUUUGAAAGCAAGGUAUGUCUUUCCAUAUUAGGAGGCUUUCUGGAUACAAUAUCUUGCAAGCAGACCAAGUUCAAAGCUAUCGUUGAACAAUUGAACUUGGAAAUAUAUAAGCAUCUUAAUAUAUUAAUUAAAUAG
This is a messenger RNA of Naumovozyma castellii, 2595 nucleotides long. RefSeq names its product telomerase reverse transcriptase (gene EST2). NCBI's taxonomy places the organism in Eukaryota, Fungi, Ascomycota, Saccharomycetes, Saccharomycetales, Saccharomycetaceae. The transcript has a single exon. The record is from RefSeq and is a predicted model, not a curated record. The coding region runs from base 1 to 2595 and encodes 864 amino acids.